Oryza brachyantha (malo sina) is the source of this 2020-nucleotide messenger RNA. RefSeq lists its product as uncharacterized. The record is from RefSeq and is a predicted model, not a curated record. The transcript has 10 exons. Gene Ontology annotation, molecular function: zinc ion binding. Bases 222 to 1694 code for a protein of 490 amino acids. NCBI's taxonomy places the organism in Eukaryota, Viridiplantae, Streptophyta, Magnoliopsida, Poales, Poaceae.
CAAACAAAAAGGGAAACGGAAAAAAUAAAUAGGAAAGGGGAACGACGCACGCACGCAAGCGACGCACGGGCACGGCUCGCCCCCGCCGACGACGCCGACGCCGCCGCCGCCGCCGCUCGCCCCCGCCGACGCCGACGCCGCUGGUGAACUUGCUUGUUGGACUAAAUGAGGCGAUCAGCGCAGUGGCUGGGAAGGUAGCAUUGUUGCACGCCAUAACAGUCAUGGAGGGAAUGGAGGUGCUUGAUCUGGUGUCGUCAGAGUCCGAGUCUGAAUCCAAGGAUGAGGCGUGCCUACACUCGCCUGAUCGGAAGCGCGCUGCCUGUGAGGCGGAUCCCGACCAUGAUCGGGGGAGUGUCUGCACAAGAACUGGGCACUGUGAGUCGGAGAGCUUCCUCGAGCGGGAAAGGAUGGCGGUGUUGAUGCGUCCACCACUGAACCAGGAAGUAAACAAGGGCAAGGAAAAAGUUGGUGAGGAGAAGAUACUCGAGAGAGCGUCAGUGCCGGAUGGUCCUUUGCUUGGCAGAGAAUCAUUCCACUCCCAUGGAUGUACAUUGGGAGCGGGAGGUGUCGUCAGCAAGUGUGGAAACGGAGGAAAUGAAGGAGCUGCAUGUUGGUGUGUCCAGCUUGGCGGAUCACACCCUGUCCCUCAGGAAGGAUCAGACAGCAAGGGGUUCCAUGAGAGACAUGGACAGCAUGGGCUGCUUCACAGUGCUGCUUCUGCUAUGCCAUAUGGCAACUGGAAGGGAAUUCUUGGUGCAAGGCCUACUGAUGCUGCUGUGGACACACUGUUGCAUUCGCGGGACAAUGGCAAGACAGAGGAUGAGGUUCCAAUGCAGGGACAGAGCUCUAUAGCUACUAAUAAAGUUACUGGAGCUGAUGAUGUUUUCUUGGAAGAUGGUAGCUCCACAUGGUUAUCUAGGAUCAAGGGGCUCAACUACCCACUUCCUGAUGAGAACCAGUUAAAAACCAGGCAAAUUGAAUCGGAUGAGGAGUUUGCACGCAUGCUUCAGGAGCAAUUCAACAAGGAACAGUCAGGCUUGCAAAAUUUAGAAGAGGUUGAUACAACACUAGCCUGGACAUUGCAGGAGGAAGAUGUGGAACGCGCCAGAAAUGCUGCCAGAGAAGGCCAAUCUAGCUCUAACCAAAGGGACCGUUCAAUGGCACACUUGUAUUCAUAUGGCCGGCACUCACCAGUUCAAAGUCUUUCUGCAUAUGUGAAUGAUCAUGUGCUGACUUCAAUGCCAAACAGAAGGGGUUUCCAAAGGAGCUCGAACCGCGCUGAAACAGAGCAACAGAAUAUGCUUAUCUCCCAGUUGACCAGAGGAUGCUUCAGAGAGGACAACAUGGAUCUAGAAACGCGCAUGGCCAUACUGGACUCACUCCAAGAAGCAUUUGGAAACUUUGGGGAAGAAUUUGUUUCAGAAUCUGAUGAUGAUGAUUAUGAGAACCUAAUAAGUCUUGAUGACAACAACCAUCACAGGGGCGCUUCUGACAAUGAAAUAAACAACCUGCCACUAUCCGUAGUUGAGGGAGAAAGUUGUUCUGAUGAACCCUGCCCUAUAUGUCUGGAUUGCCCUGCCGCUGGUGCUUCCCUCCGGCAUUUACCGUGCCUGCAUAAAUUUCAUAAAGAUUGCAUUGACAAGUGGCUUCGGAUGAGGAUUUCAUGCCCAAUAUGCAAAUCUGAUGUGAUCUAACAUGACUCCAUACCACUGGAAUAUAUAUUUUUUGGAAUAGCAUGACAGACCGUUUAAGUAGACUCUUUUUGACCAAUAGAAAGCGCCGUUACCUGUUACUGCCGAUGCAGCAGUGUGUACAAAACGCAUGGUAAGUUGGUAACGCGCUGCUUUCUGCUUCUUCUCCCUGGAUGUCUCUGAAUCUGAACAUGGGAUACGUAUUUCAAACUGUGGACUAUUUUUUGCUGCGAGAAAAGAGCAAAAAAACAUUACAUAUUACAGAUCUUGUGUCCGUUGAUUAUUAUCCUUUCUUCAGGGCAGAUUCCAAACUUCCAAUAGCCCGGUUA